This is a messenger RNA of Rhagoletis pomonella (apple maggot), 1369 nucleotides long. Its product is annotated as trypsin-7-like. Gene Ontology annotation, biological process: proteolysis. The transcript has a single exon. The record is from RefSeq and is a predicted model, not a curated record. Gene Ontology annotation, molecular function: serine-type endopeptidase activity. The coding region runs from base 38 to 787 and encodes 249 amino acids. Lineage: Eukaryota; Metazoa; Arthropoda; Insecta; Diptera; Tephritidae.
AACGCAUUCACAUAUCUAGUACAGUGGCAGUGGCGAGAUGCCUUGGAUUUUAUUUUGGCUCACUAUGAUCACUGUCUAUUCAUUCAAUUCAGCUGACGACCGCAUUUUUAAUGGCAUACAGGUGAAUGUCAAAGUCAGCCCUUAUAUCGUCUCGGUGCAACUAUCGGGUGCGCAUAUAUGUGGUGGCAGUAUAAUUAGCGAAAGCGUAGUGUUGACUGCGGCGCAUUGUUUCCAAAAGGAGAGCAACGCAAACAAGUACAGCAUUCAGUAUGGAGUUACACAUAUUGGCGGCACAGAAAAUAUAAUUCGGGUAUCAAGCUUCCGCAGACACCCGAAAUUUAAUGACUUAAGUAAAGACUACGAUGUCGGUUUGUUAUACCUCGUCGCAGCCAUUACAGCUUAUCGCCCCAUCGCAUUAGCUGGUUAUAGACCAAGAAUUGGAACUGCAGCUCUGGUUUCGGGCUGGGGCGUAGUCGAGGAAAAUGGUGAGCUACAGACGAGUUUACGUGCAGUCACCGUGCAUACUGUUAGGCAAUUGGACUGUUCAAGAAAGUACAAACCAGUUAGAAUUACACCACGAAUGCUGUGCGCUGGCGAGCCUUUUGGCGGUAAAGAUGCGUGUAUCGGUGACUCUGGUGGUCCACUGGUGGUAGAUGGUGUACAAGUGGGAAUCGUAUCGUUCGGCACGGGUUGUGGGCGUAGAGAGUUCCCGGGUGUCUACACCAACGUUGCAAUGUUGCGAAGUUGGAUCAGAACUUAUAUGAUGCGGAAGCCGGGAUUGUAUUAGUUAACGCUUUUAAAGCUUGACUUUUCGAGGACACGAAGAUAGUAAAUAAAAUACUAGUUAAGAUUAAGUAGCUUUUCUGUUGAUAUUUGGUAUCCUAAUUUAAGUCAGUUUUAACUAUGAAAAUAAAUCAGUUUUUAAAUGUUUAAAAUAUUUUGUCACUGACUAACUUUAGCGUCUAAUAAGGAGCGUUUUCUCAAGCCGUUUUUUCAAAAUUUAUCUACCCUUUAAACACAACUUUGGUUCUAAAAAAAUGUGUUCGAAGGGCAGAUAUAUUUAAAAGGCUACUUGGGAAAACAAAUAAUUUGACAUUUAUGCGUGUGAAGGCUUUUGCCAAAUGUCAUUUCGUAUACGAAAGCAAUUUGUCAUAGAAAUGCUGUUCGGAAAAUAUGACUUGCAACAUACAUGCGCAAAUGUAUGUUUUAACUAUGUAAUUACAUUAAAAACAGAAAUAUUGAACUUCCUCAUAGGUACGUACUAGGGAUGUUAAUUUUUUCGCUUUUUAUGGUCCCGGGAUUUUCGGGAUGUCGUUAUCAUAAUUUCGGCAUUCCGGGGUUAGUCCCCGGAUUUAGAUAUUCAUUACUU